AUGAUUUGCAUUGAAUGUGGACAUCGCAAUAUACCAUCCUUAUACUCCAAGUACAAAAGUGAAUAUGUGAAAUUAACCGUUUGUGAAUCAUGCAAUAAAAUUUGUGACAAAUAUAUCGAAUAUGAUACUGUGAUUUUAUUUCUUGAUAUUUUAUUAUUGAAAAAGCCAGCAUAUCGACAUUUAGCAUAUAAUUUAACCGAAUGGCAGAUUAUCAGCCACAGCAGUUGGGGUUUAAAAUAUCAGAAUUUGAUUCGAUUAAUAACUUUAAUUAUUUUAUUUGAUGUAUACUUGACAUGGGCAACUUUUGAAAGGAGUCAAUUUUGGCAGCAAGGAAAAAGUGAAGAAGGGAUAUCACAAUUGGUACUACGACAGAGCUUAACAAGUCAAUAUAUGUUUUUCAUUAUCGUGAUUAGCUUGCGUCAUUUGGUGUCCAAUUUCAUAAUGCAAUGUAUUCUACGUGGACAUUAUGGAUUUGGGAACUGGCAAAACACGGUCAUUCCUCAACAUGAUCAUAGGGGAUACGUGACAGCAGUACUUUUAACAACGAUUAUGUGCUCUGGAUCAGUGAAAUUGUUUCGAAUAUUGACUUUGAUUUGGCCGUACGAUAUUUCAAUACCGUAUAGAACAUUUGAUAUGAUUGGAUUCAUCUAUGUUAUUGAAGCGUUGCAUGUUGUGACUGGGUUGGCUUAUAUGACGGUUGUGACAACGAUUCUGGUUUCGUCAUUGGUGCUGUAUAUGGCUGUGGCUUGGAUAAAGGGUACUUUGAUAAGGUAUAUAAUGUAA
Lodderomyces orthopsilosis Co 90-125 is the source of this 783-nucleotide messenger RNA. RefSeq names its product sterol homeostasis protein (gene ARV1). The record is from RefSeq and is a predicted model, not a curated record. The transcript has a single exon. Gene Ontology annotation, biological process: sterol metabolic process; sphingolipid metabolic process; regulation of plasma membrane sterol distribution. Lineage: Eukaryota; Fungi; Ascomycota; Pichiomycetes; Serinales; Debaryomycetaceae. Gene Ontology annotation, cellular component: Golgi apparatus; cortical endoplasmic reticulum. Bases 1 to 783 code for a protein of 260 amino acids.